AUGACUUCAUCAUCACAUGGCGUGCCUCUGGCUUCCACUUCCCUUCUCGGUCUCCGGCCAACUUUGGAUGUGCCUGAGCAGGAUGCGACCAUGACCAAAGACAGAAGUUUCAGUCGAAAAUAUCAGAAAGUCACUAGGGAGACUACUGGAGAAGACACCACGCUCGCCGAUGUAGUCCACUCACUUGCGCGUCGGGGCAGCGAUGACCUCACGGCCUCUCGGGUACGUGAUACCGACUAUGCUAGCCUGUUGGAGUGGAUUAGGUGUGAGAGGAUGAGGAAGCUGCCGCCCGAAGGGAGUGGCUAUGACAAGGCUCUUGUGUGGGCGGCCUUGUUCAUCGAGCGUGUACAUUCCUUUGAUCUAGGAAUUGAGCAAUUUGCAGGAGACAGCCACCUCGCUGCCCAAUUAUCCUAUGGUUACUGUAUGAGCCUGCUGGAGCUGGGAGAGGAAAAUGCCCAUGCCCUUAUGGACCUAUUUGGAUUUUUUUACUGCUGCUCUGAUGGUCUUGGCAACCUGCUCGAUCGUGCAGAGCUCUUUGUAGCUUCUUCAGAUAUCAAGGACCAACUCAUUCUUGCGUUGGCCGACCUUGUCACUCUCGUUGUCAGUGUGGCCCGGCACUUCCAUCGGUCGCUACUUGCCUCAGAACAAGUAUCGAUCGAUAUCUACAGCACAUUUCCCGGACCGAUUGACAGUUUCCGAGGUCGUUGUGAGCACAUUUCAGAAUUGAUGUGGCGUCAUCAAUUGAUGCGAGAGGGGUUUGAUGGCGAUAAAGCCAUCGGAAUCGAUGUUUUGAAAAGAUGGUUGCAGCCCGAAGACCCGGUGGUUGCCGAUGCUGGUGAAGCCCCGGUUCCCUCAGCCCAAGAGCGCGAGGAGGCUACUUGCAUGUGGGUGAAGCCGUAUCUGACGCGCUUCUUGAAAGGUGACGAGCAGGUGCUCUCUGUCACCGGCAAGCCGGGCUCUGGUAAGACAGUUUUGUCGACUGUGAUCGACGAUUAUCUACAACAUCCCGUCGGAGGGACAAGAUAUAUGCCCAUAUCCGCAUCCAUCAAUGGUCGGAUUCCCGCCAACACCACCCCGAGCGCUGUCGCCAAGACUAUUAUGUCGCAAAUGUUUAGCAAAUGCAUUGGCAACUUGCAUCUGUACCAAAUCUUGGUCGAAGCUUACAACCAGAGCAAACAGACUGUAGACGAAGAGGCAUAUGACGGUCUCCUAUGGAAUGCUCUGGAAAGUGUUCUCCAGAUCAGGACGUCAGGCGACAGAGAGCUAGUCCUAGUCGUCGACGGCGUAGAUGAGGCUAGCUGUGGGGAGAAAGCUCUCUUGCACAGACUCCGGGAGGUGGCAUCCAAGGCCCCUAGUGUGAAAAUGAUCAUACUUGGAUCUCAGGCAAUAGACUCGGCUAUCUCCCAGACGGUGGUGCGCGUAACGCUGGGUCUCAUCUUUGAUGACAUCGCUGCCGUCGUCCGCAAAGUUCUUGACCAAAGCCAUAUGUACAACAAGAUGUCUAACGAGGACAAAGAGGUGGUCGUGAAUCGGAUCACGGAAGCAUCCGAUGGCUCCUUCGUUUGGGCAAAGCUGGUGGCCAAACGUGUGCGCGAUGAGCACUUGACGAAUGAGGCCGCGCUUUCCAAGUCUGUGGAGAGUAUUACCCAGGCAGGAUACAAGAUCUCCGACCUUAUAUCCCAUACCUUGCAGUCUAAGCUAGGUGAGGAUACGAAGAAGAUUCUGGUUUGGCUGGCCACCGCAAAUCGCCCUCUCACGCAGCAGGAACUGGCUGCUCUUCUCACUAUUCAGCUCGAAAAGGCCGUGGUCACCGAGAAGAGCAAUGUUGACCUCCCUCACCUCUUGAAGCCGGUCGCUUCGCUUGUUUUCUUCCACAACGACUUUGUCUACCUUAGGCACGCACAGAUGCGCACCGCUAUCAUCGAUACCUUUUCGAAGGGCAAAUUCCUGCUCGAGGUCAAGGACAGGCAUGUGGAUCUCACACAGAGACUCCUGCUGUACGUGAAAUAUACCGCGACCGACAACCAUGAACCCUCCUUAGAUCUCCUGAAUGGGCGGGCGACGGAACACUUGUUCGAGAAACAUCCUCUGUUGGACUUUGCGCUUCGUUACUGGGCAGGCUAUGCUAAGAUUGCGUUUGGGUGCACCAGCAAUCAAGAGCUCACCAUUGCAAGUAAGGGUUUGCGAUCUGUAUUCCCUACAAGUUCCUCUGUGCCACUCCUGGAGAUGACUGUGUGGGCAAGCAAGGCGACUCCGCUGCUUCGGUCCAUUCAUGGAAUUCAGACCACCCUGUACCGCCAAAUAUUGGGCAUUAAUCACUCGGCCACUUUGCAGGCCAUUAUCUGUCAAGCACUAUUUCACCGACAGAUCUGCGAUAGUGUGCCCGCCGAGAGCAGUCGGAUCCUCUACGAGGCAGCAAAAUUCAGCGAGAAGAUGCUAUCUAUCCGCCAUCUCAUCACUAUGAAGAUGACCCAGUUCUUCCUGGAGGCCACGGUUGAUCAUGUCACUGAGUCCAAGACGGAUGUCAUGACCCGGCGCAUCGAAAUUCUCCAACUACUGGUGGAAUGCCAGAAGAUCCACUACGGAGCGACAAGCGAUAUAGUCAAAGCGACAUUGACGCAAUUGUCUGAACAUUACACACUAAUCAAGGAGAACCGUAAAGCGCAGGAUAUCAAUGUCUCUCUAGAGGAGUCCUUGGUCGAUAGUACUGCCCAGCGGAGGGGAUCUCGACGGAUAGACGAGUCAUUACUGGUUCACCUCCACGGCCGGAAGCCCACCACUGAGACAAGCACUAUUCUGGAAUUGAAUGGAAUAGAAGAGGACGAGUUGAUCACAUCAUCCUUUGAUCUGAAGACUCUCCUGAGCAAAGCCGAGCAGCAAAGAGCAGAGGGUCACUUGGCGGACGCCGAAUGCACAUAUGUCGAGCUAUGGCAGCAAGCAAGCAAGACAUAUCGGCUCAACCAUUCCACUGAGAAAAAAGUCUCAAUGCUGCGGACCGCCCUCGAGUAUGCUCGAUACCUUAAAAGCCGUGGAAGAGAUGAUGAAGCAGCCUCUAUCCUUGCCGGGGUUUGGGGAGAGUACGAGAAAGAGACCCCCAGCGCCGAGCCAUUGGUGCCUCACUUGCUUGAAAUUGCUCAGGUCAUGAAGUCUCUGGGAUUGUCUGUAUUAGCCCUCGAAGUCUUCAAACACUGCGCACAAAGUACUAGCCGCCAGAGUGCCACCCACAAGGAGGUGGAAAAGCACAUAAAGUCCACCUCCCGCGAAGUGAUGCGCUCAUCAUCUACAAGCUCCAUGCUGACGGAGUCAACACUCAAAGAGAUAGUUUAUAGUAGAGCACAGGAUUCCACCACAGCGACCACAGCGCUGGUCGAAAUGUACCUCUCUCAACAUCGGUGGCAUGACGCUACAAGCGUGUUGAAACGAGUGCUGCGAGAUAUGUGGCCAGAGAUGUUUGCGCCCUCGAUUGAAAAGGUUGUACUGCCAUCAGUCCAUGUUCAGUACUGCGUUGAGCUCGCAGAGCGCCUUGCAAGCUGCUAUCGCUACCGCUGUCGCCCGUCCAAGGAAGAGGAUAUCCGGGCCCGAAUCUAUACUGCAGUUUGGCGCGAUCGGCCAGCGUGCGGUGAUCAAAUUUCGGAGCGAGUCACGGUGGAUCUUCUUCGUCUGUACGAGCGUACAUCACAGCCCGACAAGGCCAUCAAGAUCCACCAGGAUAUAUUGCAUGAUUAUACCAUGCGACUCGGGGAGGAUCAUCCCACUGUUUUACAAAAGCUCUGGACUCUGGCAGACCUGACAAGCCCGCAACCCAUCGCAGUGGAUUACUAUUGCCGGAUCAUCCAGCUUCUGAACAAGGGCUCGGAAACCUGUCACCCGGCUGCCUUUGAGCCACUUAUCAUUGUAGCGACGGAGCUCUUGAAGCAAAAUCGAUACAAGGAUGCACUGAAGCCCUGCCAGAUGUUAUUCGACACCCUGAAGACCCCCCAGAUUAGUCAGAAAUUGUCUGAUCCUGGAUUUGUCCAAACCGCCUACAAACACUAUGUUCAUUGUCUGCGCGAGACUCACAGUGACAUCGCUACCAUUCAUGAUGUGACGGUGCAAUAUCGCAAAUCAUGCAUUAGCCUCUUCGGCGCAAGCGCGUCGAUCACCGUACAGGCAACCAACACACUGGCCAACAUUUGCCAAGAGUCCAAGCAAUUCGAAGCGGAAGCGGUUCAGCUCUACGAAGAGCUAUUACAGAUCAAAUCCAGUGAAGUUGAAAUCGACCGUCAAGACAUCCGCGCCACCUUGGAUACUAUCUAUGAGCAGCAGAGUGCCUCAUUGACUGCUUCAAAAGUGGAUAGCAUGUCGGCAACUGAGCUACAAAAGGUUUUGUCCAUUCGUAGCCAACGGCUGACGUCCAUCCGGUCUAGAUACGGAUGGGCCCACGAGGAAGCCCUAUCGCAGAUGGAAGAGAUCGUCUCAGUCUAUACCCAGCAAGGAAAGUCACAGGCAGCUGUUUCUUUGCUACAUGAAGCGACAACUCACAUCCUAUCGACCGAGACAUCCUCUAUCAAGCUGACUGCGGCGGCCAAGAGUAUCGCGUCUGGGUACAUCGCAGCUGGUCAAAUUCAAAAGGCCAAGGAGCUCGCAAACGAGAUUUAUCUUCAUGUUAUCAUCAAGGAAACCAUGAAUACCAGCGCCUUUAGCUUUGAUCAGAGCUCGAAAUGGCGUUCAAGCCUCGCUUUCCUGUCUCAGCUCGAAUACAGCAUCCGGGAAUCCGAAGACAACUCUACUACGUUGAACGAAGUCUACGCCUCCCUCACUACGGAGUACAUAUACUUUGAACAAUUCCGUGAAGCUCUCGGUUCAAAAGCUAGCAAAUUCCAGGAUACGACAGCAAUGGUCGCUCGCCUGCACACGUUCUUACUUAGCCGCGGUCGUCAUUCGGCCGCUAUGCAGGUGGCGAACCGGUAUACCAACUUCUUCAUGGCGAAUGAGGGCACCCGCUUGGAUAUCGACAAUAACCAGGCGAAGAUAUUCAUCGAUACGGUGCUAAAAUAUUUCAGCACCCAUGUUUCGCGAGACUUUGUUCGCUCAGUGGCUAUCGCUAGUUACAGCCGCGCAAGCCAGUUGCUUCAAUCCGAAGAUUACCAGUCUGCCUGUCAACUCGCAUUGGCAGCAGCGAAAUACAUUAGUGCCAACCAUGGCUACUCGUCCCAGGCGGCACUCAAGCUAGUCUUCAAGUUGGGCCUUUCCAUUGCCGGCCGAGAGAAUGACGUACGUCCAACAGUAUCGGCCAAGAAGUACAUGGCGAAUGUGUCGGCGACUAUUCUGCGUGAUACCUUAGGAUAUUUCAAAGAGCACAAUGUUGACCUCGCCCAACUGGAUAUGGAAAAUGUCAAUAGCUUGAUCAAGGUUCUUGAUAAGCAACAUGACUACCACACCUUGGCGUGGGUUCUCACCUCCCUCUGGAAUAACCGGGAGGCCCACGCUUCGUCACAGCCGGAACAUGCAUAUACGCUUGCGCUCGGGCGUAUGCUGGUCAUUACCCGCUAUCUCAUCAACGAUUACACUGCAGCCGUCCGACUCGCGGAGGAUCUUGUCUACAACUGUGCUCGGGUCCAUGGACCCCGCCACCCAAGUACCGUCGAGAUGACAGUUCUCCUAUCACAGAUGUACACCAGCAUGGCUCAAGGUUAUCAAAGCCAGAAGGGUCGGCGCGAGCUGGCCUACAGGUACUAUCGGAAAGCAGCCGCUUUGCACGAGAAUGCAUUGCGUGUAUUCACUGGUCCGUCCGCGGACGACGUGGACAUGGAGGUUAUCUCAGGCAUUUCAUCCCCUUCGUCCGCCUCCAGCCCAGGCGAAAAGGCAGAAGAAGGGAAGAAUGUCCGACAGCAUUUGCAUAUGCUCAAACUUGCCGUUGAGCGCCUUGGAGAGUGGCCCAAGGACUAUUCGGAGUAUGAGCAGCUUAAUAAGGAUCUCUUCGCCGCAUUCGCGAACGACCUGGAGGGAGUUGAUGGUGUUGACAAAUGGAAUGUGCAGUCAUUUGGGGCCGGCAAGGCCGAGGCCAAUGAUGACCUUCUCUCCUUUAGUCACGAGCACCUAGCAAUUCCUGUUUGA
Molecule: messenger RNA, 6096 nt
Organism: Penicillium griseofulvum
Lineage: Eukaryota; Fungi; Ascomycota; Eurotiomycetes; Eurotiales; Aspergillaceae
Product: NACHT domain protein
Exons: 4
Coding region: 1-6096 (2031 amino acids)
Molecular function (GO): protein binding
Source: RefSeq, a predicted model, not a curated record